GGAAAAAUAUUACAUGUGCUAUACCAAAUUGAGAGUUUAGUAUUCGACCCAAAUCUCAUUUCGAGCGAACCAGUGGACAUGACAGUUUUCCGUAUCUAACAUGCAUUAUGUACAGGGUAGCUUGGUUUUGUUACUAAUUUCAUGCCUGCUGAUAGAAAAUACUCGAUGUAUUGCAGAAAAAGAGUACGCAAAACAAUUUAUCCCAAGAGAAAGUUCUUAUUUUAAUGAGGAUCAUUGCCAAAGCGAUAAGGCUAUAACAAAACGACUAAAUGGUGUUAGGAAACUUAUGCGAGAAAACCAUGUUGAUGCCUACAUAAUAUGUAACGAAAAUGAAAAUCUGGGCAAGUUAAAUCCCUACGACAAACGACUAGAAGCUAUUUCUGGAUACUCCGGAAAAAUAGGUACCGCAGUGGUGACGCUGGACAAGGCAGCGUUAUGGACUGACGGCCGGACAUUCCAGAAAGCCAUUGAUAAUGUAGACUGUGGGUGGACAGUUUACAGAAGAGGAGGAAAAGAUGCAACUUCUGUAGCUGACUGGAUUCAUGACGACACAGAAAACGUCAUUUCCGUUGGAGCAUGCCCAUAUCUGAUCAGCUCAGUUUGGUGGAACAACUUCCAAAGGGUUUUUGAAGAGAAAGGUACAACUUUCGUUCCUCUUUAUAAAGACCUCAUAGAUUUAGUUUGGACAGAAGACCGGCCGCCUCUGCCAUCUUCACCUAUUCACAUUCUACCACUUCAACUUGCAGGCGAAUCUUGGCAAAUGAAAAUAAAAAGGACAUUGCAUGAAAUGGAAGACAAGGAUAUCGAUGUUCUGGUUUUGACUAAUCUGGAUGAAAUUGCCUGGCUUUUUAACCUCAGGGCAAGGGAUUUUGCCUUUGAUCCCUAUUUCAUAUCGUUUUGUGUGAUAAGUGCCACAAGGGGCGUUAUAAGUCUUUACAUCAUGGAUGCUGAGAAGAAGCUGAAAGACAAAAGUGAUUUCGAAGGUCAAAGACUGCACGAAUUUCUAAAGACAUCUAUCACCGGUAGUUGUGAUCAUCUGAAAUGUUCUGUGAAUACACAGAUGUAUACAGAUGAUAAUACAGUAACUUGUAAGAAAGAUAGUGAAGACUUAAAGGAGAUCAGUCAUACGGCUUAUUGUGUAGAUGUAAAAGAAUACGACCCGAUUACGUUCAAAGAUGAUGUUGGAAAAUUAUCACGUGAUCAGCGUGUUCGAAAAGUUUCGGUUUCGUGGACCUGCAGUCAAUCAUUUGUUGAGGAAAUUCCUCAGGAAAAACUUGUAAUGGAGUAUUCACCCCCUUUGACCUUCAAGGCAGCAAAAAAUAGAGCGGAGUCUGAGGGAAUGAAAACCUCUACGUUGCGAGAAUCUGUUUUCUUAACAACAUACUUUGCCGAAUUAGAGGAAAGGAUUAGAAAUGGCGAAAUUUUAAACGUCCAAGGUAUUGAGGCUGAGGCAAAGGAAUUACGAAAGAAAGAAUUGUUCUAUAAAGGUCCUGGUGGAAUUUCUUUGAUUGGUUUCGGUUCAACAGCUCUACCUAUGAUUCCAGAAAUUACCGAUGACAUCAUAACACAGAAUGGUGUUUUCCUGUUUGAUAUGGGCGUGCAAUAUCUGGAUGGAACCACCGAUACAGCACGGUCUUUUGUGUAUGGGACACCCAGCGAGAGACAAAAGGAUAUUUACACACGCUUGUUGAUGACGCAAAUCAACUUAGCAAGAAAGACUUUCGCUGUGGGAAGUACAGGUCGCGAUUUAGAUACACCCGAUAUACGAGAACCUCUGCAUCAAAUAAAUGUAGAUUUUCCACAUGAAAUAGGACACAUGGUAGCGGCUUAUGGAGCUAUCAUCGAAGGACCAGCGUCGAUUUCCAACAUUUCCGCGACCUGGAAAAGUGACGUGCCCAUGGACAAACACAUUUUUGAUUGCAAAGAUUGCAAGAAGCCGAAAAUAUUAAUCUCGACACCUGAUUGGCGUGAUUAUAAAUUGGAAGAAGGCAUGGUUUUCUCAAAUGAGCCAAGUUUUUACGGUAAAGGAGAAUUUGGCAUGCGAGUUGAGAACACAAUGCUUAUCAUUAGAGGAAAUUGUAACAAACCCUGUUACAGGUUUGAACAGCUGGUGUUUGUGCCGUAUGAAUCUAAUCUUAUUAAACCAGAGUUAUUAACGGCUGAUCAGAUAUCUUGGUUAAAAGACUACUAUAAAAUGGUGGAUGAAUUGGUUACUCCUCAAUUGGAAGCAAAGAACAUCUCAAAAGCCGUAAAAUGGCUAAAAGACAGAAUAAAUGUGGAUUUUCUCUUGUGAUAACUGUAAGGCUAUUUAUUAACAUUGCUGGCUUAUAAUAUAUGUACAUUGAUCCUCUAUGAUAUCGCGUAAAAUCCAUCUUUCAGAAAAUAAAAGUUUUUAGACAAAA
Molecule: messenger RNA, 2402 nt
Organism: Ostrea edulis (European flat oyster)
Lineage: Eukaryota; Metazoa; Mollusca; Bivalvia; Ostreida; Ostreidae
Exons: 22
Coding region: 101-2293 (730 amino acids)
Source: RefSeq, a predicted model, not a curated record